This is a messenger RNA of Chanos chanos (milkfish), 1388 nucleotides long. RefSeq lists its product as uncharacterized. The coding region runs from base 395 to 1234 and encodes 279 amino acids. The transcript is spliced from 5 exons. Gene Ontology annotation, molecular function: serine hydrolase activity. Lineage: Eukaryota; Metazoa; Chordata; Actinopteri; Gonorynchiformes; Chanidae. The record is from RefSeq and is a predicted model, not a curated record.
UUCUGUCGCGGACGCAGAAGUGGGACCGACAUAUGACGACAUCCGUAAAGGAAACACUAUGGCCGCCUCUAUGAGUAAACCUGCCUCCAACGGUCGUCUGGAGGAGAUGUUCUCUGAAGCGCCGCAGCAAAUCAAAGAACACGACGGGCAGAAAAUCACCGUGAUGGUGGCAAAGACAAAACUCCAAGACGAGAAGAAAGGAGGGUAUGGAAUGUGGGUUUGGCAAAGCAGGCAAAAUAAUUAUGGGGAGAAUGAGACACGUCACUUCUGUGAGGUUUUAAAACCGUCUCCACAAAGAUUGUCAUCGCAGUGUCACGUUAAGUUGUAUUGGAUUGAGGGAGUGUCGUAGAAAGUGAACGACUCUGCUUUAAGGCAAACCAGUUGUCCCGCUGCUAUGCUGUCCAGAGCAGCGAUAAUGAGCGGAAUAUCUGCUCAGAGCAUCACUAAGAGCAUUACCUUCUAUGUGAACGAGUGUGUGACGAGCCCUGGAGCUGCUGCGUCCCACCAGCAGCCCAGACCGCUCUUACUGCUCUUCCCUUGGCUGGGAUCAAGGCCCCACGCCGUAGCCAAGUACUGCGAGAUCUAUUUUCGAACUGGUUUUGACGUGUUGGUGGUGGAGAGUGGAAUCAGUCAUUUUCUGUGGCCACGUUGGGGUCUGGAGUACGGAGCGGAGGUACUGGAGGUCCUGCAGAGUGAACGCUUUGCACAGCGCCCCCUGCUGGUUCACGCUUUCUCCAUCGGCGGUUACACCUUUACUCAAGUUCUCGUCCAUGUGUCCAAAGACACCCAGAGAUAUCAGAGUCUGACCAGCAGAAUCCGAGGACACAUCUAUGACAGCUUGGUCAUGGGCUCUCUGGAGCGGAUGGCUAUUGGAAUCAGUAAAAACCUAUUUUCUCGCUGGGAGUGGAUAGUGAAACAGGUCAGCCUGCUCUAUUUCCGAACGUUUAAACGCCAAACUGUUGACUACUACAACACGGCCAUCAACAUCUUCUGGAACACUCCUGUGACAGCGCCUGCCUUGUUCUUAUUCUGUGAAAAUGAUGCCCUUUGUGAUCCACAGAGCAUGGAGGAGUUGAUUGACUUCUGGAGAGGACAGGGCAUACCUGUAGAGAGUAAGAAGUGGGCGGAGUCUAUCCAUGCGGGUCAUCUCAGAGCCCACCCCCAAGAGUACCUGUCCACUGUUGAGAACUUCCUGCUCUCUCUCAACAUGGUUCCUGUAAGGGACAUAAUGUGAACACACACUGUCCCUUGCUUAAAGCCACUGAUCUCACACAGAAACUGUAAUGGACUUCAUAGCAACGUGUGGCCUUCCUUAGUUAAAACUAAGAUCUUUUUUGGUUACUGAUACCAUAAUAAGACAUAAGUACUUAACUAACUAACUAUUUAUG